UGGGAGGGGCGCGCGUUUCGGCGGGUUCCGUUAAAAUGGCGCCCUUCUUGCCGGCGCUGCCCGCGGGGCCUUAGCCGGUGGGGGAGCCGGGAGCCCGCGGGGCCGGGGCGGGCAGCCCCGGGCGAGGAUGGCGACCCCGGACCAGAAGUCGCCCAACGUCCUGCUGCAGAGCCUGUGCUGCCGGAUCCUGGGCAGGAGCGAAGCCGACGUGGCCCAGCAGUUCCAGUAUGCCGUGCGCGUCAUUGGCAGCAACUUCGCCCCAACUGUGGAAAGAGAUGAGUUUCUGGUAGCUGAGAAAAUCAAGAAGGAACUGACCCGGCAGAGACGAGAGGCGGACGCGGCGCUGUUCUCAGAGCUCCACAGGAAGCUGCAUUCGCAGGGAGUUUUGAAAAAUAAGUGGUCGAUUCUCUACCUCUUGCUAAGCCUCAGUGAGGAUCCGCGCAGGCAGCCCGGCAAGGUCUCCAGCUACGCCACGCUGUUCGCUCAGGCGCUACCACGCGAUGCCCACUCCACGCCCUACUACUACGCCCGGCCUCAGACCCUGCCGCUGAACUACCAGGAGCGCAGCGCCCCGUCGGCCCAGAGCUCGGGCAGCCUGGGGAGCAGCGGCAUCAGCAGCAUCGGUGUGCACACCCUCAACGGCCCGCCCCCGCCGCCCCCGUCCCUGCUGCCGGGACAGUCUCACCCGGGCCCAGGGACAGGCGACUGUCUCCGGCAGCAGCUGGGCGCCCGUCUGGCAUGGACGUUGACUGCAAGCCAGCCUUCCUUACAAACCACUACCUCCAAAGGCGUCCCCAGCGCGACUUCCCGCAGCGUGACGCGGCCACGGAGAGACGGGGAUGCGGGCGAACGAGCUGUGUCGUGCAGUUCACCGUACGGAAACCACGUUGCAGGUGCUGUGGAGGUCACCGAGGCGGCCCUUGUCAGAGACAUCCUGUACGUCUUCCAGGGCAUAGACGGCAGGAACAUCAAGAUGAGCAGCGCUGACAACUGUUACAAAGUGGAGGGAAAGGCAAACCUGAACAGAUCCUUGCGGGAUACGGCUAUGAGACUGGCCGAGCUGGGGUGGCUUCACAACAAGAUCAGAAAGUACACAGACCAGAGGAGCCUGGACCGCUCGUUUGGGCUUGUCGGCCAGAGCUUCUGCGCGGCCUUGCACCAGGAGCUCAAGGAGUACUACCGGCUGCUCUCCGUCCUGCACUCCCAGCUGCAGCUGGAGGACGAUCAGGGUGUGAAUUUGGGCUUCGAGAGCAGCUUGACACUCCGGCGCCUCCUGGUGUGGACCUAUGACCCCAAGAUAAGACUGAAGACCCUGGCGGCCCUGGUGGACCACUGCCAAGGAAGGAAGGGAGGCGAGCUGGCCUCGGCCGUCCACGCCUACACCAAGACAGGGGACCCAUCCAUGCGGUCCCUGGUGCAGCACAUCCUCAGCCUGGUGUCACACCCCGUCCUGAGCUUCCUGUACCGCUGGAUCUACGACGGUGAGCUGGAGGACGCGCAUCACGAGUUCUUCGUGGCGUCGGACCCGACCGUGAAGACGGACCGGCUGUGGCAUGACAAAUACACGCUGCGCACGUCCAUGAUCCCGUCCUUCAUGACGAUGGGCCAGUGCCGGAAGGUCCUUCUGAUAGGAAAGUCGAUAAACUUUCUGCACCAGGUGUGCCACGACCAGACGCCCCCUGCGAAGGUGAUCGCCGUGGCCAGGUCUGCGGAGCCCCUGCAGGACGCUGCAGAUUUAUUCACAGAUUUGGAAAAUGCGUUUCAGGGGAAAAUUGAUGCAGCUUAUUUUGAGACCAGCAAGUACCUCCUGGACGUCCUGAACAGGAAGUACAGCCUGCUGGACCACAUGCAGGCCGUGCGCCGGUACCUGCUGCUCGGCCAGGGGGACUUCAUCCGGCACCUGAUGGACCUGCUCAAACCAGAGCUUGCCCGUCCAGCUACGACUCUGUACCAGCACAACUUGACUGGAAUUCUGGAGACCGCCGUCAGAGCCACCAACGCCCAGUUUGACAGCCCGGAGAUCCUCAGGCGACUGGACGUGAGGCUGCUGGAGGUCUCUCCGGGGGACACCGGCUGGGAUGUGUUCAGCCUGGACUACCACGUGGACGGCCCCAUCGCCACUGUGUUCACUCGAGAGUGCAUGAGCCACUACCUGCGCGUGUUCAACUUCCUGUGGCGGGCCAAGCGGAUGGAGUACAUCCUCACGGACAUCCGGAAGGGCCACAUGUGCAACGCCAAGCUCCUGAGAAACCUGCCAGAGUUCUCCGGGGUGCUGCACCACUGCCACAUCCUGGCCUCCGAGAUGGUCCACUUCAUCCACCAGAUGCAGUAUUACAUCACCUUUGAGGUGCUCGAGUGCUCCUGGGACGAGCUGUGGAACCAGGUGCAGCAGGCGCAGGACCUAGACCACAUCAUCGCUGCACACGAGGCCUUCCUGGGCACCGUCAUCUCCCGCUGCCUGCUGGACGCCGACUCCAGGGCCCUUCUCAACCAGCUGAGAGCCGUCUUCGACCAGAUCAUUGAGCUUCAGAGCACGCAGGAUGCCAUCUGCAGGGCCGCCCUGGAGGAACUGCAGAGACGCCUGCAGUUUGAGGACAAGAAGCAGCAGCGGGAAGCGGAGGGCCAGUGGGGCGUGACGGCAGCAGAGGAGGAGCAAGAGAGCCAGAGGGUCCGGGAGUUCCGGGAGUCCAUCCCGAAGAUGUGCUCCCAGCUGCGCAUUCUGACCCAUUUUUACCAGGGUGUAGUGCAGCAGUUCCUGGUGCUGCUGACGACCAGCCCCGACGAGAGCCUGCGCUUCCUGAGCUUCAGGCUGGACUUCAACGAGCACUACCGGGCGCGGGAGCCGCGGCUGCGUGUGUCCCUGGGCGCCCGGGGCCGGCGCAGCUCCCACACCUGAGGCCCAGCGCGGGGGGCCGCCAUGGGAACGUUCCCGGGGCCUCCGGGACGGCCGGCUUGGCCAGAGGCAGGGCGUGCUUCUAGGCAGCGGAGCUGACCGUGUUUGUGACGUCACUAAGUUAAACAGGCUGGCUUGCACUAUCCGAAUUUAUUUUUUAAAGUCUUCAUAUGUAAAGAUACCAUACUUAGAGGCUUCUUAAGCCCUCCACAAUAUAAUUUAUAUUCGUCACUUUUUAAAAGAUCACACUUUCUUUUAGAGAAAAUUCAGGCGAUGGAUAUUCAUCAGUUAAGAUGGUAACGUCAUUGCUAUUUUUUUAACAUCCUCUUUAGAGGCAAUUCUUGUUAAUAUAACCAAAUUAAAUUGAAGUUUAAUGUCCCUACUAAGGAAACAGAGAGAGCGUUUUAUUUUGGUUUUUAGUGUAAAAUACUAAUCUCUCUAAGGGCCUUUCUAUCAGCGUGUUCACACGUUUAUCCUUUUUUUCUCUUCUUUCAAAGUUUACAUUUUUGUAUCUCAUUUACUCUCAGACACCUUGGGAAACAGUGUAGAAAAGGGCAGAGUCCUGAUGCCUCAAUUCUCUGGACAUCAGCUGAAGCACCGUGUAAAUGUGGAUGCCUGAAAAGCUAACGAGGUACUUUAUUUUCAGGAUUCUGAUAAGCAUCGGAAAGAAAUUGUCUUGAAUAAUGAAGAUUCCCUUUUCCUUGCCUAUUUUUUCAUUGUAAAUAUUUAUAUACUGUGCCCAGAUGUUGGGGGGACAUUUUUUGUAAAAAUGUCAUAUCAAGUCACAUAAAUCCGCCUUUAUUAUGUUGCGUAAGUGAAAACUUAGACAAUUAAAAGCAAUUAUCUUUCAGA
Capra hircus (goat) is the source of this 3745-nucleotide messenger RNA. RefSeq names its product tubulin gamma complex associated protein 3 (gene TUBGCP3). The record is from RefSeq and is a predicted model, not a curated record. Gene Ontology annotation, biological process: microtubule nucleation; mitotic cell cycle; cytoplasmic microtubule organization. Gene Ontology annotation, molecular function: gamma-tubulin binding; microtubule minus-end binding. Gene Ontology annotation, cellular component: centrosome; equatorial microtubule organizing center; spindle pole. Lineage: Eukaryota; Metazoa; Chordata; Mammalia; Artiodactyla; Bovidae. Bases 128 to 2896 code for a protein of 922 amino acids. The transcript is spliced from 22 exons.